Medioppia subpectinata is the source of this 2160-nucleotide messenger RNA. NCBI's taxonomy places the organism in Eukaryota, Metazoa, Arthropoda, Arachnida, Sarcoptiformes, Oppiidae. The record is from the annotation of a GenBank genome assembly.
AUGAAUCCAACACCUAUGCUAACACAUCCCAUUCCUAUGUCCACCCGCCCCACACUUAUGCCCACCAUUCCAACACCUAUGCUAACAUAUCCCAUUCCUAUGUCCACUCGCCCCACACUUAUGCCCACCAUUCCAACACCUAUGCAAACACAUCCUAUUCCUAUGACCACUUACGACACAUAUGCUUAUCCGUUUAACAACUAUGUCUAUCCAUCACGCACCUAUGCUUACCCGACUCACACCUAUGCUUACCCGACUCACACCUAUGCCUACCCGACUCACACCUAUUCCUACCCGUAUCACAAUUAUUUCUACCCCUAUCACACUUAUUCUGACACAUACCAAACUUAUGCUACACAUCCCACACCUAAACUUACACGUCCCACACAUUUGUCAACCCACCCACCACCGAAGUCUACCCGUCCCAUACUUAUGCCUACUCGACCUACACUUAUGCUUACUAACCCACCACCGAUGUCUACCCGCCCCAUACUUAUGCCUACCAGACCUACACCUAUGCUUACUAUCACACCACCGAUGUCUACCCGACCCACACCUAAGCUUACCCGUCCGACCCCAAUGACCACACGUCCCACUCCUAUGCGUACAAGUCCUACACCUUUCCAUCUCACACCUACAACACAGAUUAAUUUAAUCAAGAAUGAAAUGCAAGAAAAUACAUCCAACACUGUUAAAAAACAAUCAUCUCCAAAGGCCUUGGUGAUACUGGUCUUAAAAUAUCAAUUACUACGGUAUCGGUUUACUUAUUGGGCCCGUAGGGGAGUAAAGGGAACCAACAGGAUCAAUUUUGAAGGCUUUUUACAAAAUGUAACAAAAUUUUAUGAGGAUAAAUAUCGCCGGUUUGGUCGCAUAUACGGCGGUUACGGUAUUACCAGCACGUGGUUAAUAAUCAACGAACCGGAACUAAUCAAAGACAUUACGGUAAAAAAUUUCCACAUAUUCCCGGAUCACCUGGACUUCAAUCUGGGAACCACUCAACUCUCGAAAGCGUUGUUUUUCUUGAAAGGCGACGACGAGUGGAAAAGAGUUCGCUCUAUAGUCAGCCCUUCCUUCACGUCGGGGAAACUGCGGGCAAUGAUGGCCAGCAUAUCAGACAUUGCCGACCAGUUUGUCACUAAUUUGGACGCGUUUGCCACGAGUGGCAAAACAGUAGAUAUGCGCAAAUACUUGGGCGCGUUUGCAAUGGAUGUGAUCAGUGCCUGCGCUUAUGGUAUAAAUGUUGAGUCCAUUAAUAAUCCCAAUCAUCCCAUUGUUGUCAACGCUAAGAAGAUAUUGUCUGUGGACUCGAGUUUUAGCUACGCCCUGUCCAUUCUGGCCCCACCCAUAGCCCGCAUGUUUAGUGUCGAGCCCUUCAAUAUAACUGCUAUUAAAUAUUUUGCAAAACUCACGGAGAAAAUAGUGGAGGAGAGAAAAAGUGCUGCAAAAACAAAUUCUGCGAAAAAGAGAUCAGAUUUUAUACAAUUGAUGAUCGAUAACGAGAGCACUGAUAAAGACAUGGAUUCACACGAUUAUACUGAAGAGGAUCUAAAAAUAUUGGGCGAAAUCGUAAACAAUAGGACACGUAAUCAGACGUUGAGUUUGGAUGAGAUGACGGCUCAGGGAAUACUGUUUUUCAUCGCCGGUUACGACACGACCAGCGCUUCGCUCUCUCAUGUCGUCUAUUAUUUGUCUCAAAACAAAGACANGGGAAUACUGUUUUUCAUCGCCGGUUACGACACGACCAGCGCUUCGCUCUCUCAUGUCGUCUAUUAUUUGUCUCAAAACAAAGACAAACAACAGAUUCUGAGGGAAGAACUCAACGCUUUGGACACAGACUUCACCAUGUUUAUUGUCAAAGGCAUAACCAUAGAGGCUGGAACUACUGUUGAACAUCACCCAUAUAUAAUUCACCGACUACCCGAGCAUUUUCCCGACCCUGAUCAAUUCAACCCCGAACGGUUUCUUAACCCAACACAUCAUCCGUACGCAUACCUGCCCUUUGGUGGCGGCCCUCGACUGUGCGUUGGUAUGAGGUUUGCUUUAAAUGAGAUGCGAAUGUGUAUCGCAAAGAUUGUACACAAGUUUGAGUUCACACUCGCGCCCGGAUUUGAGAUGGAGUAUUUUAAUGGUAGCGUUUUAUUGACUCCAAAACAAAAUUAA